Molecule: messenger RNA, 975 nt
Organism: Vigna unguiculata (cowpea)
Lineage: Eukaryota; Viridiplantae; Streptophyta; Magnoliopsida; Fabales; Fabaceae
Biological process (GO): proteolysis
Molecular function (GO): aspartic-type endopeptidase activity; nucleic acid binding; zinc ion binding
Source: RefSeq, a predicted model, not a curated record
AUGACGGUGCAGGAAUAUGUGAACAAGUUUGAACACCUAGCGAGACAUGAGCUGAAGAGGGUGGUAACACCGUUGCGAGAGAGAAGAUUCCCAGUUUUGGUGGAACAGGCCAAGAGUGCUGAGGACCUGGAGAAGGGCCCUGGCCCAGUUGUGAGUAGACAUCGGAGGAAUGUCGCAGAGGCGAGGCAGAUGAAGAAGUCAUACAGCCGACCACAAACAUCUCAGGGUCCCACUUGCUAUCAGUGUGGCAGACCCCAUUUAAAGAGAAAUUGUCUACAGCUGACAGGUGGAGUGGGUGGGUCAAGCGACCGUCGCAAGUGCUUUAUAUGCGACAAACCGGGACACUUCGCCAACAAUUGCUUAGAAAAGAAGAAUUUGGGUGUGAAGAAGCCAGCAGCAUCGCCAGUAGAGAGAGCUAGAGCGGCUGGCAGGGUCUUUGCUUUGACUUCCACAGAGGCUACUAAAUCAGGUAAUCUCAUCCUCGAGCCAUGUUUGUUGUUGGGUCAGUUAGUCUUGGUGUUGUUCGAUUCUGGAGCAACACAUUCUUUCAUUGCUAAUGCGUAUGUGGGGAGAUUGAAUUUGGUGAAACGCAAUUUGGGGUGUGAGUUGCUUGUUUCAACUCCCUUCUCAAGUCAAGUGGCUACCUUUCAGUCUGCGUUGGGUGUUCAAUGGAAGUGGCAGGUCGCAAAUUCAAGUUUGGUAUUCCCAGAACAUGAAGGAUUGGAGCUAAUCUCGGCUCGGAGAGCGAUUAUUGAAGUGGAAGCUGGAGCCACCUAUUUUAUGGUAGUGGCUCAUGUAGAGAAGAAUAACAUCGCCGAGAAGAUCAGUGUGAUUCUAGUAGUGGAGGAGUAUGCAGAUGUGUUUCCAAAUGAAAUACCAGAGUUGCCACCGAGUAGGGAUGUAGAUUUCACCAUCGAUCUUAUCCCUGGAGUUGUCCUAGUAUCCACGGCGCCUUAUAGAAUGGCACCAGCAUAG